AUGCGAUGGACGACAUUUUCCCUCGCUUUCUCCUACCUUUUUUAUCCAUCCGAAAGUAGUCCUACGAAGAACACGCCGCCAAGGCCUGAGCUCCUGCGAAAGCGCACAACGCUCGGAACUUCUUUCGGCAUCCCGGGUGACAAUGCGACAUUUGACUACGUUGUUGUCGGAGGUGGCAACGCCGGUCUUGCCGUAGCCGCCCGUCUUGCGCAACAGCAGAAAGGAACGGUGGCGGUCGUCGAAGCCGGCAGCUUUUAUGAGAUUGGGAACAGCAAUAUGAGCGAGGUUCCGGCAUUUACUAGCAUAUUUGCGAGCAAAGGUGUCCACGAUUGGCAGCCGAUGGUCGACUGGGGAUUUAUUACUGAGCCUCAGAUUGCCACGGACGGAAAGUCGAUCCUGUACCCGCGUGGGAAAUGCUUUGGGGGUUCAACGGCCAGAAACUUCAUGGUCUACCAGCGCGGCAGUGUUCAGUCCUACAAAAUGUGGGCAGACCUGGUCGGUGACGAAAGUUACGAGUUUGAAAGUCUCCUGCCCUACUUUGAGAAGAGUCUCAAGUUCACACCCCCCGACACGAGCCGAAGAUUCAAAAAUGGCAGUGUCGAUUAUGAUCCUACCGUGCUAGGGGACGGUCAAGGGCCUUUGUCUCUGACCUUCUCACACUACGUCCAAGCCUUCGGUACGUGGGUGGUGAAAGGACUCGGGGAACUCGGGUUUCCCGUCAUAGUAGUAGUAGUAGUAGUAGUAUUAGUUAACGCCGGGCUCGGCCCGGCUUGUUAG
Pyricularia oryzae 70-15 is the source of this 777-nucleotide messenger RNA. RefSeq lists its product as uncharacterized. The transcript is spliced from 4 exons. Gene Ontology annotation, biological process: secondary metabolite biosynthetic process. Gene Ontology annotation, molecular function: oxidoreductase activity, acting on CH-OH group of donors; flavin adenine dinucleotide binding. Bases 1 to 777 code for a protein of 258 amino acids. Lineage: Eukaryota; Fungi; Ascomycota; Sordariomycetes; Magnaporthales; Pyriculariaceae. The record is from RefSeq and is a predicted model, not a curated record.